Messenger RNA from Vigna unguiculata (cowpea), 486 nucleotides. RefSeq lists its product as uncharacterized. Lineage: Eukaryota; Viridiplantae; Streptophyta; Magnoliopsida; Fabales; Fabaceae. The record is from RefSeq and is a predicted model, not a curated record.
AUGAAGCCAUCAUCAUCAUCAUCAACUCUCAGGAAAAUUAAAAUCUUAUUAGUUUCCUACAUGGAGCAGAAUGAGCAAAAGCUUCGAAAGGCUGUGUCGGACGUGUCGAGUGAGAUUGAGAAAUACUAUAGCGAGUUGAAGUUGGAGAGGAUUGAAGAGGUGGAACAAGCUGAAUGCCAGUGUUGUGGGUUGAAGGAGGAUUGCACUUCGGUUUAUAUCACAGAGGUUGAAGAAUGUUACUGUGGGAAAUGGGUUUGUGGGCUUUGUUCUGAAGCUGUUAAAGAAAAAGUAGGGCGAAAUCCUUCUACAGUAGCCAUGCAAGAAGCUUUGAACUCACACAGGGAUUUCUGCCAGGAAUAUAACGCUACCAGACUUAACCCUCAACUCUCGUUAACUCUUUCUAUGAGGGAAAUAGCCAAAAGAAGUUUUCAGAAUAGGAAAUCCAAGGGUUUAUCCAGGCUUAGUCGCACCACUAGUUAUCCCUGA